Messenger RNA from Talpa occidentalis (Iberian mole), 5973 nucleotides. It is a transcript of the gene PTPN11, whose product is annotated as protein tyrosine phosphatase non-receptor type 11. Gene Ontology annotation, biological process: protein dephosphorylation. The transcript is spliced from 16 exons. The record is from RefSeq and is a predicted model, not a curated record. NCBI's taxonomy places the organism in Eukaryota, Metazoa, Chordata, Mammalia, Eulipotyphla, Talpidae. Gene Ontology annotation, molecular function: protein tyrosine phosphatase activity. Bases 203 to 1996 code for a protein of 597 amino acids.
GGAGGAGGAGCGAACCGGGCUUGAGGGGCGGCAGCACAGUCUCCGGGAUCCCCAGGCCUGGAGGGGGGUCUGCGCGCGGCCGGCUGGCUCUGCCCCGCGUCCGGUCCCGAGCGGGCCUCCCUCGGGCCAGCCCGAUGUGACCGCGCCCAGCGGAGCCUGAGCAAGGAGCGGGUCCGUCGCGGAGCCGGAGGGCGGGAGGAACAUGACAUCGCGGAGAUGGUUUCACCCAAAUAUCACCGGUGUGGAGGCAGAAAACCUCCUGUUGACAAGAGGAGUCGAUGGCAGUUUUUUGGCGAGGCCUAGUAAGAGUAACCCUGGAGACUUCACACUUUCCGUUAGAAGAAAUGGAGCAGUCACCCACAUCAAGAUUCAGAACACUGGCGAUUACUAUGACUUAUAUGGAGGGGAGAAGUUUGCCACUUUGGCUGAGUUGGUCCAGUAUUACAUGGAACACCAUGGGCAAUUAAAAGAGAAGAAUGGAGAUGUUAUUGAGCUCAAAUAUCCUCUGAACUGUGCAGAUCCUACCUCUGAAAGGUGGUUUCACGGACACCUCUCUGGCAAAGAAGCAGAGAAACUACUAACUGAGAAAGGAAAACAUGGCAGCUUUCUUGUACGAGAGAGCCAGAGCCACCCUGGAGAUUUUGUUCUCUCUGUCCGAACCGGCGAUGACAAAGGGGAUUGUAGCGACGGCAAGUCCAAAGUGACCCACGUCAUGAUCCGCUGUCAGGAACUGAAAUACGAUGUUGGUGGAGGAGAACGGUUUGACUCUUUGACAGACCUCGUGGAGCAUUACAAGAAGAAUCCCAUGGUGGAGACAUUGGGCACGGUGCUCCAGCUCAAACAGCCCCUCAACACAACUCGUAUCAAUGCUGCUGAAAUAGAAAGCCGGGUUCGAGAACUAAGCAAAUUAGCUGAGACCACAGACAAAGUCAAACAAGGCUUUUGGGAAGAAUUUGAGACACUACAGCAGCAGGAGUGCAAGCUUCUCUAUAGCCGAAAAGAAGGUCAGAGGCAAGAAAAUAAGAACAAAAAUAGAUAUAAAAACAUCCUACCAUUUGAUCACACCAGAGUUGUCCUACACGAUGGUGAUCCCAAUGAGCCAGUCUCAGAUUACAUCAACGCAAAUAUUAUCAUGCCUGAAUUUGAAACCAAGUGCAACAAUUCCAAGCCCAAGAAGAGUUACAUUGCCACACAAGGCUGCCUGCAAAACACAGUUAAUGACUUCUGGCGGAUGGUGUUUCAAGAGAACUCCCGAGUGAUUGUCAUGACAACGAAAGAAGUGGAGCGAGGAAAGAGUAAAUGUGUCAAAUACUGGCCUGACGAGUAUGCGCUGAAAGAAUACGGGGUCAUGCGCGUUAGGAACGUCAAAGAGAGUGCCGCUCACGACUACACAUUAAGAGAACUUAAACUUUCGAAGGUUGGACAAGCUCUACUCCAGGGGAAUACGGAGAGAACCGUCUGGCAAUACCACUUUCGGACCUGGCCAGACCAUGGAGUGCCCAGUGACCCCGGGGGCGUGCUGGACUUCCUGGAGGAGGUGCACCACAAGCAGGAGGGCAUCAUGGACGCAGGGCCGGUGGUGGUUCACUGCAGUGCUGGAAUCGGCCGGACAGGGACCUUCAUUGUGAUUGAUAUCCUGAUCGACAUCAUCAGAGAGAAAGGUGUGGACUGUGACAUCGACGUUCCCAAGACCAUUCAGAUGGUGCGGUCUCAGAGGUCAGGGAUGGUCCAGACAGAAGCACAGUACCGAUUCAUCUACAUGGCCGUCCAGCAUUACAUCGAAACACUACAGCGCAGGAUUGAAGAAGAGCAGAAAAGCAAGAGGAAAGGGCACGAAUAUACCAAUAUCAAGUAUUCCCUAACAGACCAGACAAGCGGAGAUCAGAGUCCCCUCCCACCUUGCACGCCAACACCAUCCUGUGCCGAAAUGAGAGAAGACAAUGCCAGAGUCUAUGAAAAUGUGGGGCUGAUGCAGCAGCAGAAGAGCUUCAGAUGAGAAGACCCACUAGGACUUCAGCACAGAAAUCGAUGUGAACUUUCACCUUCUCCUUAAAAAGAUCAAGAGCAGAUGCAAGAAAGUUUAUGUGAAGAAUGAAUUUGCAAAGCUUGCGUGGUUGUUGACUACCUUUUUGAUAAGCGACAUUUGAAACCAUUCAAGACCACUGUACUCUAACUCAACAAUACCUGGUUUCCAGUUACUUGUUUCCUCAGAUUAGAAGAAAUCAUCUCUACAAUGUAGACAAUGUUACAUUUUAAAGACUUUCAUUUUACAUUGAAGAAGUUAAACUGUGCUCUAUAUUUUGCAGAUCAUGGUGAUUCAAAUUCUACUAAGGGUAUUUUUGUUUUUAUAACCUUAACAAAUUUAAUAUUUUUUCUCAUUGGGGAUGAUGGAGCUCUUGUAAGAGGGAAAAAUGAUUUGGGAAAAUUAUGCAACAGCAUCCUAUAGAAGUGAGAAUAGUUUCACUUAUUAUCGCUUAUCUAGUCAUGGAUAAUUCAUUUUGCUGUUCUCCUUUUUUUCUUGGCUAAAUGAUAAUUAAGCCAGUUCCCUGGGCUGUCAGAAGUUGACUGUCUACCUUUGCAUUGCCAUUAGAAUAUCAUGGGAAAAGAAGUGGACACAGGAAUUAGGAUAAAAGGUGUAUUUUCUUCUCAGAUGAUCAAGUACUAUUCAGCCUAUUGACUGAGAAGGUGGUGGGAAAGCCUUCACCGUGUUUUCUUUUCAUUUGAAUCAUUGUCUUUAGGAAAAACUGCAUCUAUGGAUAACCAGUGUUUUGGUGAUCAGUUGUUGGUGACAGACCACUCCAUAACUUAGUGGCUUAAAACAACUUUUCUUUUUGGUCCUCACUGUGCUUCAGUCUGGACUGGGCCCUGCUGAGCUGUUCCUCCACACACCUUGCUGGUGUCACCCGUGUGGUUGGCAGGUUUUCUGCCGCCUGGACGUCUGGACCUCUCUCUGCAUGCAGUCCCAGGAUAGCUGGAUUUCUCACAUGGCAUCCCAGAGCUCCCUACAGUGCAAAAGCAGCCAGGACUUCUAAGACUUAAACCCAGAAUGGUGGCAGCCUCUCUCCUGCCCCCAUUGAGUAAAGCAGGUCACAGCGCAGCCCAAACUUGGGAAGAGGGGACAUGGGGCAUGAAGUGGAGGUGAGGCUCAUUGGGGGACCCCAGUGUGACAGCCUGUCAGCACCGGCGCUACGGAAAAGCAACUACAGUUGGUAGAGGUAGGAGCUGCUGGUGACUCGGGGCGGCCUGGGCUGCCUCUGACCGCCGGGUGAGCUCCAAGUCAGCCCGAGAAUAGAGGGCCCCCCGGAAGCAUGCUGCACCCGCACCGCCAGCUCUGAGCAUAUUUUUGAACCAUCCCUUGGGAAAACGGGUCUUGGAAGGAUGGAUGGGUGUGUGUGGCAGAGCAUUUAGAAGCAGAGCCAUCCCAGUGCCGCGACUUCUGGAGAGUUCUUUCUGCUGCUGGGCCAGGCAGGCUUCUGCGCACCCAUGCAGUCGGGCUGUGGGGCGUGAGGCCCACCGAGGCCGCUGAUCAGGUCGAGUUGGCAGUAGCUCAUUUUUGUUUUAACCAAGCGGUAAGAUUUGCUAAUGUUCUACCUUAAGUGCCUUCUCCAAAGACAUCCUUCUUUGCCCUGUGUGUGGAGUCAUCAUCCAGCGAGUGUAUCUCAGUGAAGGUAACAUUGGUUGACUUGGUAAAGAUAACUAAAUGCAACGGCCCCUCUGCCGUUAAGUCAUGUUCUCCUUACUCGGAUUCUUCUUGCUUUGACUCCUGGUGGAAGGAUUAGAUGUGGGCCUGGUGGUAGUUCCCUCCCGAGGUCUUCACCUGCCUCGAAACCCUGAGGCAGUUUGGGGAGAGCAGUUGCCCCUUUCACGAGCAAAAUGUGCAUCGAUCCCUCCUCUUCCUCCCCCACCCCCCAUAUCCAUGGAAGUUAGAAUUGCUUCGGAUCACAGGUGUGGCUGAAGGUAUUAUCUUAUAAGCGGAAUGUAAGUGACUACUGUCUUCUCGUCAAGCCUGUAAAGAGAUUUCAGUUCAGUGUUUGCAAAGAGCAUCUCAAAUCUGUUCUUUUUAUUGCAUCGUCACAUUAUAUGGGUCUGUCUGCCUUGAUUUUGUAAUACUGUUUUGACUCUGUACUUUGGGGGCAAAGUCUUUCACCAGCAUCCAGGGGUUUGAUUGUACAGAUCUAUCUGCUGCAUUAAUGUCUCUGCCUGUAGCGUAAGAUGAGUUGCUCUUGCACUUGCAGCAGAAGCGCCUGAUCUUGACUCGCUUGCUUUGUUAAAGCACAUUGAUUCCAUUUUGAUACCCCUCCACAAAGUCAGCAAACUGUCAUGUUAUGUGAACUAAAUACCAAGACAAGAUUCUAACAGUCCUUAGGUUGCUGAAGUUUGGCGUGUGUUUGCUAAAAGGUGAUUGCAGGUUCUCAGACGAGAUUACUUUAUACUGAUGGAAUCAGGCUGAGGGACAGUGAAGAUGGGGUGAGCUUGAGGUGCGUAUUUCAAAAAACAGUGGAAAUGAAAGUUCUAAAGAGGUGGUUUCUGAGGAAGUCAAAGGGUCCAGGGCCAGAGCAGUCUGAUAGUUGAAUCAGUUUUCCUGGAAGGUAGGUGUGAGAGACACACACACAUAUACACCUGCUUCUGGGCUUGCUGGUAGACAUAGAAUUUGCACAAUACCCAUAACUGGUGAAUAUUUUGAAAUUAUAAUCAUGGGAUUUUAUAUUUGGGGUAGAGAAAUUACGUGGCAUGCAGCGUUGGGAUUUUUGUAAAAAGUCGAAUUUCAGAGUCCUAAUAAAUUUUUUUAAAAAAAUGACAAGGCACCUCCUAACCAGUGUGUGGCCCUCCUGAAAAUUGGGGUCAUCGCUCCCGUUGAAAUCAAUGACUUUUCAAAGAUAGCAAAACAAGCAGGAGAAAAGAUCUGUACUACUUUCUUGGCAUCUGUGCAUCCUGCACGGAGCCAGUGGCUUUGGAACAGCCAAGAAUUCAUUGAGAUUAUUUUUUAGGGGUUAUCUUGCUGGGGAUUUUAAGAAAUAAUAGAAAGUCCUGGGUCAUUUCUAGUUCAGGGGAAUGUGGAAAAGGUAAGCAAUUGUGCAGUGUUUUGUUGUAGAUUUUUAAUCCAUAAGGGAAACUUAGACUGUAGACUUAAGUACAAAUCCAGUGCAGGUUUUGAUUUCUGUAUGUUGUUGGGGGAAUAAAGUUUUAUAUAGCAAGCACAUGGCCUCCCUGAUUUCACAAUGCCUUUAUUAUGAUCUGUGUUAGCCCUUCAUGGUGUUGAAAUCUUUUCCCCUCUUCCUCUUGAAAAGUAAGUUCCAAAAUAUAGUUUAUUGUAUCUUCCAUCAUGGUUCCUUUUUCACUACGGGCAGUUCAUACUAGGCAAAAAUAUUAAACAGUUGGUUUUAGUGUGUUGUAUAACUUUACUGUAUAUCAAACUAAUUUUUACAAGUUUUCAUCCUAAACCUCAAAUCAUGUAAUUAAUAAUUUGCCUGUUUAUUUAUGACCUAAUUGUGAUUCUUUUAUUAAUAAAAGCUAAUGGAAAAGGAUCCUUUAUUAAGCGGAUGACUAGACCUACAUUUAAUUUUCCUGCAGUAUAUGAAGUAUUGUACCAGAGUAUUAAAAGAUAUGUAAUAUUUUAUUGAUAAAUCUAUCCUUUAAAAGGAAUACGUUUUAGGAUGUCAUCGUUUUGAUGUGAAUCGUGUAAAUGUUGAUAAUAUGCACUGUUUAUUAUACAUUUAGUGUCUCAAGAGAUUCCUUUAAUUGCCUUUUUUGCCCACGUGUAUUACGUAGUCUAUUUGCAGUUGUUUUUUAAAAAUGACAUUAAAAGAAUAGUUUAUGUAGAGAAGCAUUAGUGGAUGUUAAUUGUCUCCCCACCUGUAUUUAUGGGUGUUAGUUCAACUGCUUUGCUAGGUGCAAAGCUGUAUUAUCAGAGUAAAAGUGUAUUUGUAAACUGUAUGGGAACUAAAAAUUAGGAAUAAAAUCAUUUUCUUAUAU